UUCCGUGUCAUUCAUACAUGUUCAGUAUAUUUUUUUAAAUAGAAAAAAUCUUCAAUCUCGAAUAAAUUCUGUACAAAAUGGAUGGUUGUGGGCUUUCAUACUGGCGUCCACGAUGGUUGCAAAAAUAUGCAAAACCAGGUGUGUUCAUAUUGUUUAAUUCGUUAUUCGAAACAAUCCAGUUUGCCGGUGUCAUUUACUUGAAUACUACGAUUACUACGCUUGAAAAACAAUUCAAAAUUCCUAGCAAAACAACAGGGAUUAUUUUGAGUGGCAAAGAGAUAUCGCAAGUUACAUUAUCAUUGAUUUUAACAUAUUUUGGUGGUCGCAAAAAUAUUCCAAAGUGGCUGUCAUUCGGUGCAGUUUGUUACGGAUUAUCAUACUUUAUAGUGGCAUUGUCACACUUCAUUUAUGGCGCGGGCGAAGAAGUACUACAGUACACACAAGAAUACUCUUCAUGGAACCAAACCAUCUCGUCGGAGGUGGCUUCAAAUCCAAAUCGGCCGGAAAAUAGUAAAAUAUGCCAGAAUUCCACCAUACUCGGUGAUGAUAGUGAUGAAGAAUUGUUAUACGUUCCGCUGAUUUUGAUAUUUUUAUCGCGAUUCGUGCUGGGAAUUGGAUGGACUCUUUUCUUUUCGCUCGGAACAACUUACAUUGAUAAUAGUGUUAAAGGGUGCAACUUCCCGCUGAUUUUUUCUUGUAGGGAAUCACUACGAUCCUUUGGUCCCAUUCUGGGAUUCUGUUUUGCUUACGUUAUGCUGAGAAUUUUUGUCGCUCCGACAUUAACACCACUUAUACCGCAAGAUGAUCAUCGCUGGAUUGGUGCAUGGUGGCUUGGAUGUAUUAUAAUUGCACUGUUAACUUUUUUCUUUGCUGGAAUAUUUGGUUUGUUUCCAAGAAGUCUAAAGAAGGAAGAGACAUCCAAAAAUGCGAAAUUAGAUAGAGAAAAACUUGAUAAUAACACUGAAUUGAAACCAAAAAUUGAAGGGAAUAAAAACGGUGUAAUGAAAGAUUUCCAAAAAGCGAUAUGGAGACUUUUAACAAAUAAGUUUAUGAUGCUGAAUUGCUUUGGCGAGAUCUUUCACGUGCUCAAAAGAUUCGGUUUUACGAUAUUUAUGGGCCGAAUGAUGGAAGUUCAAUUCAAUAAAACAGCGGCUGGUGGAAGUGCCUUUACCGGUCUAAUUACAAAUAUCGCAAAAGCGAUAGGCAUGAUGUUAGCUGGGAUCAUUAUCACAAAAUAUAAGCCAAACGCAUCUUCUCUGUACUUUUGGAAUGUUUUUAUCGGAUUAAUUACGCUGUGUUGCAUGAUUUCAUAUACUCAAUUGGGAUGUGACAAUAACCAUUCAUUGCUACUCAAUCAAUCGAUUGUUUCAUGUAAUGACAAUUGCAAUUGCGAAGACAUUUCAUACAGUCCUGUAUGUGAUCUUUCGACCAGUACAACAUAUUUUUCAGCAUGCCAUGCUGGAUGCAAAACAUUCGAUGAAAAGUACAAUGUCUACAAUAAUUGCUCAUGCACUGAAGGCGCAUCAAAUGAACUACAAUCGAAGGAGCACCAAGUUGCAUCUGGUGGAUGCGUUGAAAAUUGUGAUUCUGAUUACUAUGCAUACACAUUUAUUUCAAUGAUAUCAUAUUUUCUCUCUAGCACAACUACAUUGUCAUUCUUCUUAAUUAGUAUACGAUCAGUCGAACCACAAGAUAAAGCGUUAGCUCAAGGCUUCAUGCUAUUUAUGUCUAGUUUAUUCGGUUCGAUCCCGUGCCCGAUAAUUUUUGGAUAUAUUAUCGAUAGUACGUGUUUGAUAUGGAACUAUAAAGGUGGACAACAAGGCAACUGCCUCUUAUAUGAUCCAGUUAAAUUUCGGCACUACUUUCAUUCCGCUAGAGCGUUUUUCUUGGUUACAGCCCUUUGUUUUGAUUUCAUGAUUGGUUAUUACGGUAAACAUUUAGAUUUAUACUGUGAUUCCGGUGAGGGCAAAGGAGAAAUAACUAAAAAACAAAAAGACGACUCACAUGAAUUGGAACCACUCAAAGUACAACAAUUAAUCAAUAAAUAAGAGCAAUCGUAUCGCUUAUAUUAUUUUGAUAACAAUGGAUAUCAUGUGUUCUCGUCUUUUUUAUAAUUCUCAUUUUGAAACCAUAAAAGGAAUUGUCAUUCUUACCAAAAAGCACUCAAAUAAACAUCGAUGUAAUGCUAACUACCAAAA
Molecule: messenger RNA, 2198 nt
Organism: Contarinia nasturtii (swede midge)
Lineage: Eukaryota; Metazoa; Arthropoda; Insecta; Diptera; Cecidomyiidae
Product: solute carrier organic anion transporter family member 74D-like
Exons: 5
Coding region: 78-2048 (656 amino acids)
Biological process (GO): transmembrane transport; sodium-independent organic anion transport
Cellular component (GO): membrane
Molecular function (GO): protein binding
Source: RefSeq, a predicted model, not a curated record